UCUUUUAUAAAAAGAGGAGGGGAAAUCCCGGUGGCGGGCAGCCGGGCACACACACAACCCGCCCUCACACCCCGACAAAAGCAGAUGCACUUUGACUUCUGACAGCUCUACCUCAAGCCCGUGAGAACUCCCUACAAAUAGCUGGUCGCGUGCGUCGCCCUCUUGCUUCCCCGUUUUAUUUAUUUAAUUCGUUACCCUCACCGUCUCGGUGACCUUCACUCCACCGCGGGUUCUGGGCAGAAGAGUCGCUUUCGCACCCGCCGGAGACUCUUUUCCUCACCCCAGGAGCGGUGGUGGCGCUGCUGGGCCCGGGGCCUUGGGACGCCCAGGCUGCACACCACCGAGGCGCCCCGUUUGCCUCGUUUCCCCCCUCUUUUGAUUUCCUGGUGCGGAUUUCGGCUGGCACCGCCGUGUGUGUCUCCUCUUUUUGGAGGGGCUGGGGAGCUCCUUUCGGGAGUCAACCCCUCUGCUCUACCUGCUCUUCUCUCUCCGGGCCUCACCCGACUAAACCAAAGACCAUGGUGCACUGUGCCGGCUGCAAAAGGCCCAUCCUGGACCGCUUCCUCUUGAACGUGCUGGACAGGGCCUGGCACGUCAAGUGCGUCCAGUGCUGUGAAUGUAAAUGCAACCUGACCGAGAAGUGCUUCUCCCGGGAAGGCAAGCUCUACUGCAAGAACGACUUCUUCCGGUGUUUCGGUACAAAAUGCGCGGGCUGCGCGCAGGGCAUCUCCCCUAGCGACCUGGUGCGGAGAGCGCGGAGCAAAGUGUUUCACCUCAACUGCUUCACCUGCAUGAUGUGUAACAAGCAGCUCUCCACCGGCGAGGAGCUCUACAUCAUCGACGAGAACAAGUUCGUCUGCAAAGAGGAUUACCUAAGCAACAGCAGCGUCGCCAAAGAGAACAGCCUGCACUCGGCCACCACGGGCAGUGACCCCAGUUUGUCUCCGGACUCCCAAGACCCGUCGCAGGACGACGCCAAGGACUCGGAGAGCGCCAACGUGUCGGACAAGGAAGGGGGCAGCAAUGAGAAUGACGACCAGAACCUGGGCGCCAAGCGGCGAGGGCCACGCACCACCAUUAAAGCCAAGCAGCUGGAGACGCUGAAGGCUGCCUUUGCCGCGACGCCCAAGCCCACGCGCCACAUCCGCGAGCAGCUGGCUCAGGAGACGGGCCUCAACAUGCGCGUCAUUCAGGUCUGGUUCCAGAACCGACGCUCCAAGGAACGGAGGAUGAAGCAGCUGAGCGCGCUGGGCGCCCGGCGCCACGCCUUCUUCCGCAGUCCGCGCCGAAUGCGGCCGCUCGUGGACCGCCUGGAGCCGGGCGAGCUCCUCCCCAACGGGCCCUUCUCCUUCUACGGAGAUUACCAGAGCGAGUACUACGGGCCGGGAGGCAACUACGACUUCUUCCCGCAAGGCCCCCCGUCCUCGCAGGCUCAGACACCCGUGGACCUACCUUUCGUGCCAUCGUCCGGGCCGUCCGGGACGCCCCUGGGCGGCUUGGAGCACCCGCUGCCGGGCCACCACCCGUCGAGCGAGGCGCAGCGGUUCACCGACAUCCUGGCGCACCCCCCGGGGGACUCGCCCAGCCCCGAGCCCAGCCUGCCCGGGCCUCUGCACUCCAUGUCGGCUGAGGUCUUCGGGCCGAGCCCGCCCUUCUCGUCGCUGUCGGUCAACGGCGGGGCGAGCUAUGGGAACCACCUGUCUCACCCUCCCGAAAUGAACGAGGCGGCCGUGUGGUAGCCGGGUCUCGCGCGGUCCGCGGAGUUCGUGGUUGUACAGAAAUGAACUUUUAUUUAAGAAAAAAAGAAAAAAAUCAUAAAAAUCAAGUCACACCCCCUCCCACUACCACCGCUUUCCUCCAGCCUCGGGGACCAUUUUCCGUCUGGGGAGACUGGAUAGGAAAGGGAAACAUGACAUAGGAUUGAAAUCUGCCUGGAGGUAGGACUGGGAUCCGCGACCUGGCUGGCCCGGUGCAGGACUGGGCUUCCCAAGGGAAACAGACCUCUCCUCGCCUCCCACCUGGACCCGACUCCGUGGACAGACAGCGCGGGCGUGCGAGUCUGGCCGGCGGGCGGCACAGGAACGACCACGGCGGCC
Molecule: messenger RNA, 2096 nt
Organism: Myotis lucifugus (little brown bat)
Lineage: Eukaryota; Metazoa; Chordata; Mammalia; Chiroptera; Vespertilionidae
Gene: LHX1
Product: LIM homeobox 1
Exons: 5
Coding region: 519-1739 (406 amino acids)
Biological process (GO): regulation of transcription by RNA polymerase II; neuron differentiation
Cellular component (GO): nucleus
Molecular function (GO): DNA-binding transcription factor activity, RNA polymerase II-specific; RNA polymerase II transcription regulatory region sequence-specific DNA binding
Source: RefSeq, a predicted model, not a curated record